CAAUCUCCCAAUUCCUUCCCUCCUACUAAGUACUAAUUAAUGCCGCUGGCCCCGCCCUUGCCAAGUGCGGCCCAACGCUGGUUCGUUUUGUUUCAAUCAAUUUCCCCUGACGGGAAGCGUUCCAUCCGCCAUCCGCCCUCCGCCUGUCCUGUCCUGUUCUGUUCUGUCCUGUCCCGUCCUUGUCCUCCUUCUCCUUCUCUUCCUCCGUCUUCUCUCACUCUUUCCCCUGCUCACUCACUACUUACUCAAUUCAACUCUCUCUCCUCCCACCCCCUCCCCCCCUCCCCUUCUCCUCAUACUUCCUCCUACUUGGACUUCACCUAUUUCCCUUCCCUUCCCAAUUAUCUCUCCCCCGAUCUUCUUCUUCCUAGUCGAAUCCCAGCCACCUCCGUCCCCUUUACCGAUCAAGUCCGGAUCCGCUCACAAUCCUCUUUUCUCGGUCGCUGGGCGACCGCCACCUCUGCCUAUUCCGGUCCGCCGCCGUGAGAUAUCGCCGUCCGCUCUUCCUCCUUGAUCAACUCAGGCGCCCUUCAUGUUGUUGCGACCGUGCCAGCACUCCUCGGGUUCGACUUGUCUUUACCCGCCAUCCCAUUGGUCUACUUGAGUGCUAGUUUGCAGCAUAAUUUCCCGC
Messenger RNA from Aspergillus homomorphus CBS 101889, 631 nucleotides. RefSeq lists its product as uncharacterized. The transcript has a single exon. The record is from RefSeq and is a predicted model, not a curated record. Lineage: Eukaryota; Fungi; Ascomycota; Eurotiomycetes; Eurotiales; Aspergillaceae. The coding region runs from base 40 to 486 and encodes 148 amino acids.